AGGAAGAGGCAGAGCCCGUAGGGUUUGAGGCCACGGUUGGCUGCCGGCAGAGCCUGGGCCUACCCCGCCUUGUCCUACAUCUGGUUAGGGGAGAAAGGAGAGGAAGGCCUGGGGAAGAAAGAUCUGAAUGAAAAACACAUAAGCUGGGAGAAGUGAGGCUUCGAACCUGGAGCUACCAGAUGAGGAGGCCCAGGGGGCUGAAGAGUGACAGGAAAUUAUCUACAGUACCCAGGGAACCUGGAGCCCGUCCUACCCCACUCCAGGCCAUGAUGAUGCUAAGAUUCAUCGCACUUGCUCUGGUGACAGGGCAUGUGGGAGGAGAGACAAGGAUCAUCAAGGGUUACGAGUGCUCCCCUCACUCCCAGCCAUGGCAGGUGGCCCUCUUUCAGAAGACACGGCUGCUCUGUGGGGCAACCCUCAUCGCUCCCAAAUGGCUCCUAACAGCAGCCCACUGCCGCAAGCCCCACUACGUGGUCCUCCUUGGGGAGCACAAUCUGGAGAAGACAGAUGGCUGGGAGCAGAGGCGGACGGCCACUGAGUCCUUCCCCCACCCUGACUUCAACAACAGCCUCCCCAACAAAGACCACCGGAACGACAUAAUGCUCGUGAAGCUGUCCUCUCCGGCCCUCAUUACCCGAGCCGUGCGGCCGCUCACCCUGUCUCCACACUGUGUCAACGCGGGCACCAGCUGCCUCAUUUCCGGAUGGGGCACCACGUCCAGCCCCCAAUUGCGCCUGCCUCACGCCUUACGAUGCGCCAACGUCUCCAUCAUUGAACACAAGGAGUGCGAGAGGGCCUACCCGGGCAACAUCACGGACACCAUGCUGUGCGCCAGUGUCCGGAAAGAGGGCAAGGACUCCUGCCAGGGUGACUCUGGAGGCCCUCUGGUCUGUAACGGAUCUCUUCAAGGCAUCAUCUCGUGGGGUCAGGACCCAUGCGCGGUUACCAGAAAGCCCGGUGUCUAUACAAAAGUGUGCAAAUUCAUAGAAUGGGUCUACCACACUAUGAGGAACAACUAGAGGGGACCUGCUCGCCACCACCAGAUCUCUCCACUCCUUAAUGCUUUGACUUCUGUCCAUUCUGCCCUAAGAAGCCCCCAGCGGGGACCUUUGCAUGCACUGUCUUUUGACCCAUCGUGGGUAUAAUUUAGGGGAUGCUCUAGCCUGAUGAUUGACUUAGGGCUUGAACUAAGUUGUGACUCUGGACUUGAUCAUCACUGGUUUUGUUUAUUUGGUUGGUUUUUGUUGUUUUAUCCCUAUCCCUGAAGAUAGUCCCUGGCAUAUUCCAGGGUUUCAAUAAACAUUUGUUAGAUGAUAA
Messenger RNA from Meriones unguiculatus (Mongolian gerbil), 1317 nucleotides. It is a transcript of the gene Klk11, whose product is annotated as kallikrein related peptidase 11. Gene Ontology annotation, molecular function: serine-type endopeptidase activity. The record is from RefSeq and is a predicted model, not a curated record. The coding region runs from base 180 to 1019 and encodes 279 amino acids. Gene Ontology annotation, biological process: proteolysis. The transcript is spliced from 6 exons. Lineage: Eukaryota; Metazoa; Chordata; Mammalia; Rodentia; Muridae.